Molecule: messenger RNA, 952 nt
Organism: Hypomesus transpacificus
Lineage: Eukaryota; Metazoa; Chordata; Actinopteri; Osmeriformes; Osmeridae
Product: SPEG neighbor protein-like
Exons: 5
Coding region: 81-848 (255 amino acids)
Biological process (GO): homophilic cell-cell adhesion
Cellular component (GO): plasma membrane
Molecular function (GO): protein binding
Source: RefSeq, a predicted model, not a curated record
UGAGGACCGCUGCUUAUAAAGCUCCAGCCCCCUCAGCCGUCUGGCCCGGAUAGAAGAACCUUGCUAGGAGCUGCUCCAGGAUGUCCAAACCCAAGGCAGGGCCUCCUCCUGGCUGUACGCUGGACAUGAAGGCAGGGCCUCCUCCUGGCUGUACGCUGGACGUGAAGGCAGGGCCUCCUCCUGGCUGUACGCUGGACGUGAAGGACUCCCAGGUCCAGGAGGCUGCCAUACGCAUCCAGGCCUCGUACCGGGGGCACAGAUCCCGUAAGGAACUGAGGGAGAAAGGUCCUCCUAAGAUCCUGCAGGAGCUGCGGGACGUGGUGCUGCUGGAGGGCAGCGCUGCCAAGCUGGAGUGCCGCGUCAGCGCCUUCCCAGACCCCUUCAUUGUCUGGUCCAAGGACGGCCGAGAGCUGAAGGACGACCCCAAGUACCGCUACGUGUUCGAGGACCCUGACUUUGUGGCUCUGGUGGUGCGAGAUGGCGUCCUGGCAGACCUGGGGAGAUACACGGUCACCAUAAAGAACCCGUUUGGACAGGCGUCUGGAUCUGCCUGUAUCCUGGUAGAAGUCCCAGCUAAGGUGACCAAAGGGCCAGACAGCGUGAAGAACAAGCGAGGGACCACCUUGGUGCUGAGGGCAGAGAUCAGCGGGGAGCCGGCUCCGGACGUUGGCUGGAUCAAAGAUGGAGACGACAUUGAGGAGGACGAAAGAGUGUUCUAUGAUAUUGGGGACACCAACACAAUCCUGACCAUAAAAAAUGCUCAACUAUCAGAUGCGGGCAAGUAUGAGGUGUUUGUGGAGAACAGUCUGGGCACGGACCAGUCGUUCGCACGUGUGGACAUUCUGUGAACUGCCGGGGAAAACUGCCUACAAGCUGCUCUCCAGGAUAGUAGUGCUGUAAACUGAUGUACAUAACAUAAAAAAAUGCCUCAAUAAAAGAUAAAGGAAAUGGC